Arachis stenosperma is the source of this 1578-nucleotide messenger RNA. RefSeq lists its product as uncharacterized. NCBI's taxonomy places the organism in Eukaryota, Viridiplantae, Streptophyta, Magnoliopsida, Fabales, Fabaceae. The record is from RefSeq and is a predicted model, not a curated record. The coding region runs from base 1 to 1578 and encodes 525 amino acids. The transcript is spliced from 2 exons.
AUGAGUGAUUUAGGGAGGCCGGAACAUACUCCGGUCGACCACCAACCAACGGAACAAGAACAAGACCUCCUCCAACGCAGUGUAAAAAAGGUCAGACAAGGUAACGAAGGUUUCACUGGAACUACUGCGCUCAUCCCUCGGGUAGAAGACUGGAUGCAGGAGGAGCCAGAACAAGCAAGGAAAACAUAUGCAAGCAUGGUCAGGGGCUCAUCCAGAGUAGGCGAAGCUGACCCCCUAGAAGAAGAUCUUUUGGAAGAUGAAGACAAUAGAAUGGACAGCGAGGAGAAAGAAGCCCCAACACCGGCAAAAGACAAGGCAAAUGAGAACCAGAGCAACAUAGAGAAGUCAGAUAUCACAGUGCAAGAUAUGGGGGAGGGACUAUUUAACAUCGUCAUAAGUGAAAAGGUUGAAAGAGAAUUAUGGAAGCCAUGGUGGAGAUCACUGAUUGUUAAACUGCUAGGAAGAAAGAUAAGCUAUGCUGUCAUGAAAAGAAGGCUUGAGAUCAUGUGGGGCAGAUUUGGAGGUAUUGAUGUUAUCGACUUGGGAAACGAUUUCUACCUCGUCAAGUUUUAUGCUCAAGAAGACCUAGACCACGCUCUUCUUGACGGACCAUGGAAAAUAUAUGAUCACUACCUAGCAGUCAGGCUCUGGGAACCAAACUUCAACACACUCUUAACUUUUAUAGACAAGAUAACAGCAUGGAUCAGACUUCCUGGCUUGCCCAUAGAACUGGGUAAGUUUGCUAGAUUAUGUGUGGAAGUUGAUCUAACCAAACCACUCUUGGGAGUAUACAUGAUCAAUGGUAAACUUUAUCAGAUUGAAUACGAAGGAAUACAUCAGUUAUGCUUCCUGUGUGGGAGAAUAGACCAUGAGCAAAAACAAUGCACCCUAGGAAAAGAUAUAGACUCAGAGAGAGGACAGCACAUACAGGUGAGAGACGAGAACCAUAAAGAAACAAGCCGGCAGCAAGCUAAAGGACAAAACACUCGUGGAAUGGAUGCAAAGGAAGAGGAAGCAAGAAGAAAAGAGAAGGGCAAAGAAACACUACAACACACCAGCAACAACUUUGGUCCAUGGAUGAUUGUCCAAAAACAAAGAAGAUCUAGGAGAGAGCCAACAGAAGAAGGGAACAAAAACGGAGAAGGCACAAGCAAAGCAGCAGAAAAGGAGAAGAAAAAUGAAAAUUCAUCCAGAUUCAAGGUGCUAGAAGUAGAGGAGACCCAGCAAGAAGAGGAAGAACUACAACAAAGGGAGGAAGAAAGAGACACUAACAAGCAAACUACACACAAAGCAACCCCACAGAAAAACAAAGGAAAAAACCAAAUGCAACAGAACCAGAAAAAACUAAAGGAAAACAACAACAACGGGACCCUCACUCAGAACUUACCGAAACAAACAGCACAGAGCAAAGGGAAAACAAUAGGAUCAUAUAAAGCAAUUAAAAUUACACAAGGAAAGACCUCCAGCCACAACCAAGAAGGACCAGUAAAGGAAACACACAGAGAAAACUGGAAUGAGACAAAUGAUGACACACAAAGCACUGAACUAGAGGAGAUACAAUGCACAGAAUUAAAUUAG